AUGAAAUUUGUUGGAGAGCAAAAUAUUGGUAAGCUUAAUAACAUACCCCGUGCCUUAGCUGAGAGGGAAAUUGAAAAAGAAAGUGAAGAAAUUAGCAAUAACUUUCUACUAUUAAUUCCCGGGUAUUACAUUACCUUAGAAAGCGCUUGUUGGAACUGGCUGAUUUAUAUCUUUAUAUUGAAAGCCAAGUUCCUGGUUCUAUUAAUUGGUUAGGUCGGGAAAAGGGCCAUUUUCUGGUUGCCUUGGGAGCAGAUGGUGCUCCAUUCGGCAAAUCAAAUGAAGCUUGUUCAUGGCUUGUCUCUUUCUUGAAUGUUGUUGAAAAAGUAGCAAGCCCUGAUCACAAUUUUCUUAUUUGUGGUGCUGAUUGCAAAGAAGACCACCCAUCAAUGGUGGAAUAUGCAAAGCAUUUAAGAUCUGAAGUCACAAGUAUAGAAAGUAAAACCUUCAGUGUAAGAUCUCAGGAAGUAAAGUUUGAGAUCAAACUAAUACCAGCUGAUAUGAAAUGGCUUAGCACAUUUUCAGGUGAAGUUGGUGAACUAAACAAUGCGGCCACUUACCCAUGUCCUUUUGCUAAUGUGAAAAAAGAUGAGCUUAAGUUAAGGGGUCACAGUUUGGGAAAUGGACCAGAGCACAAAUGGUAACCUUGGUCAUACAAAUCUAGAGAAGUUAUUGCAAAAAAGGUUGCACAAUAUAAAAAAGGUUAAAAAAAUACUUGUGAAAAAUGCUUCUCAAAGUCAGCGUGAAAAGGUUUGCAAGAAAAUUGCUGAAUUGAAGUCGAGGCAAGACUUUGAGCCUCUUCUUGGUCCUAUGGUCCAACUUGCCAAAUGUAAUCCCUUGCACUUGGGAAACAACUGCUGGGGGCACUGGCACAUGCUUCUUUUUAGCCAUAUCAUGACCAAUGCUAAAAUUGGCAACUCCAUAAAAUCUGUGUACCAAUUGCCUGAAACCAACCCUUUGCGUAAACAUUUAAAAGUGCUUAGGUUUAAAAUUAAGUGCAAGAGGUUGUACAAUAAAAUAAUACGGUGGUUUAAAGAGAAGCGUGGCAUGUCUAAUUUUGAGUGUAGAUUCACUGGAGAGGAGACGAAAAAGUUUUGCGAUGGUUUCACAUAUCUCAUCAUAGCAAACAUUGAUGAAGAUAUUGAGAAACCCAGCAAUGUUUUUCCUCUAUCUCUUUACAAGAUGGGUAUUCACCUUAGGAACAGCAUAUCCCUUACUAGUAGAGUUUCUGAUAUUUGCAGUACUGACUUGGCAAAACUUGAAUGUGAGUGCAAGCAGUACUUCAAUUUAUCAUCUCUUUUUCACUCUGUAAAUUCAGUGUGUGGUCAAAGGGACAUGCUGUCCCAUUUCAUACCAAACAACUUGUUGAAGACUUGGGAGUGGGUCUCGGAAUAAACUCUAUGCAAGUACGAGAGUCGAAGCAUCAACAAAUUGCUUCCUUUGCAGAAUUUUCCUUAGUUAAGAACAGAUGGGAAAAGGUCUUUAGACACGAGUAUAUGUCCUUGAUUUGGUUAAGGAAGCAAACUCCACAUCUGGAUAGUUACAGGAAGUGCAAGGAUAAGUACUCUCCAGACCGAUGCUUCAACUCUGGUUAUUGCUUGUGUGGCAUUGCACUUAGUGAUAAUGGUGAAUGUAAAUAUUGUGGGUCAGACCUAUCAAAUGAAAUAAGUACUUGUGCCAUCACUGGAAGCAUAACAGAAAUAAUGAAGAAAAUACUGAGGCAUGCUGAAUGUGGGAUGCAAUUUCUGAAAAGCUAG
Messenger RNA from Paramuricea clavata, 1754 nucleotides. The record is from the annotation of a GenBank genome assembly. Lineage: Eukaryota; Metazoa; Cnidaria; Anthozoa; Malacalcyonacea; Plexauridae.